This is a messenger RNA of Coffea eugenioides, 2676 nucleotides long. Its product is annotated as probable methyltransferase PMT18. Gene Ontology annotation, cellular component: endosome; cytoplasm; trans-Golgi network. Gene Ontology annotation, molecular function: methyltransferase activity. The coding region runs from base 296 to 2227 and encodes 643 amino acids. The record is from RefSeq and is a predicted model, not a curated record. The transcript has 6 exons. Lineage: Eukaryota; Viridiplantae; Streptophyta; Magnoliopsida; Gentianales; Rubiaceae.
UGGAGUAAUGGUGGGAUUGGGAUCUUCAUCCACAAUAAUUUCUUCAAUGGAGCAAGACAGACGAAGGGAACGCCUUUAGUUUAUACUACUACCUCGUAUUGCCUCAUUGGUGAAGCAUUCAAAAUCUUUAAUGUGUCCAGUGCAACACUACCCUUCCUCGUUGGGAGUAAUCUUGCGUACAAGCGUAGUGUAAUUAUAUAUACUACUACUACUAGUACUAGUACAUGAUAGAUAGAUAUAUCCUCCCUCAGCCAGACAAGACACCAGAAGGAGGAGGAAAGUUUCUCAGGUUUAAAUGGCUAAAGACUACACAGGAUCCCCUAAACCUCACCAUUUGGAAACGAAACGAAAACGUCUCAUUUGGAUCCUGGCUGUGAGUGGUCUCUGCAUUUUGUUUUAUGUUCUAGGUGCUUGGCAAAGUACAAAUUCCGCCCCAUCCACCCAAUCGGGGGUCUGGGAAAGAGUUGGCUGUCAGGAUGGAUCUCCUGAUCAUGAUCAUCGGAAAGAGGAGGAAAAUCCCGACCUCUCCUCAUCCUCACCCUCAUCAGCUACGUCUUCAGUAAUGUCCAGUACCCCACUGGACUUUGAGAGCCAUCACCAACUGGAGGUUAAUAGUUCUGAGGAGUCGCAAACAUUUCCGCCCUGCGAUAAGUCCUACACCGAAUACACUCCUUGCCAGGACCCCAGCAGGGGAAGGAAAUUUGACCGCAAGUUUUUGAAGUACAGAGAGAGGCACUGCCCUGACAAGGAAGAGCUCCUUCGCUGCCUCAUUCCUGCUCCCCCAAACUACAAGACACCUUUCAAAUGGCCUCAAAGCAGAGAUUAUGCUUGGUAUGCCAACAUCCCCCACAAACAUUUGAGUGUUGAGAAGGCAAAUCAAAACUGGAUCCAGCUUGAAGGUGAUCGCUUUAAAUUUCCCGGAGGGGGCACCAUGUUUCCGAACGGGGCUGACGCUUAUAUAGACGACAUCAAUGAGCUCAUCCCUCUCAGUAACGGCGACAUCCGGACUGCACUUGAUACAGGCUGUGGGGUUGCGAGUUGGGGUGCUUACCUAUUGAAAAGGAACAUCAUUGCAAUGUCUUUUGCUCCAAGAGAUACACAUGAAGCACAGGUAUGGUUUGCACUGGAGCGUGGUGUUCCAGCUAUGAUCGGUGUCAUGGGUUCACAACGACUACCCUAUCCUGCAAGGGCAUUUGAUAUGGCACAUUGCUCGCGUUGUCUGAUCCCUUGGUACGACUAUGGCGGACUCUAUCUAAUUGAAGUUGACAGAGUUCUGAGGCCUGGCGGUUAUUGGAUACUCUCUGGCCCUCCUAUUCGCUGGAAGAAGUACUGGAGGGGUUGGGAAAGAUCCCAAGAGGAUUUGAAGCAGGAGCAGGAUUCCAUCGAGGAUGUUGCAAAGCACCUAUGCUGGAAGAAAGUGAUCGAGAAGGAAGAUCUUGCUGUGUGGCAAAAGCCUAUCAACCACGUUGAGUGCAUCAAGAGCAGGGCGAUUUACCAUACACCCCCCAUGUGCAAAUCUGACAAUGCUGAGGCUGCUUGGUACAAAGACAUGGAAGCUUGCAUCAGCCCGUUACCAGAGGUAAGCAACAAAGACGAAGUCGCAGGUGGUGCCUUGGAAAAGUGGCCAGAGCGUGCGUUUGCUACUCCCCCUAGAAUCAGUGUUGGCUCAGUUCCAGGAAUCACCUCGGAGAAAUUCAGAGAAGAUAAUGAAGUGUGGAAGGUGCGGGUGGCAAACUACAGACAAGUUGUUGCUCCCUUGGGCCAAGGGCAAUACCGAAACGUAAUGGACAUGAAUGCUUUCCUGGGAGGUUUUGCAGCAGCAUUGGCAAAGUAUCCAGUAUGGGUGAUGAAUGUUGUCCCUGCCAAAUUAGAUCCUGAUACUCUGGGAAUCAUAUAUGAACGAGGAUUCAUUGGCACAUAUCAUGACUGGUGUGAAGCAUUCUCAACCUAUCCACGAACAUAUGACCUCAUUCAUGCUGACGGUGUUUUCAGCAUAUAUCAGGACCGGUGUGACAUUACCGACAUUCUCCUUGAGAUGGACAGAAUCCUAAGGCCAGAAGGGACUGUCAUAUUCAGGGAUGCUGUGGAAGUCCUGGUGAAAAUCAAAAGUAUAAGUGAUGGAAUGAGGUGGGAGAGUCGCAUCUUGGAUCACGAGAGUGGACCCUUUAACCCCCAGAAAAUUCUUGUUGCUGUAAAAAACUAUUGGACAGCUGAAGCUAAAGAGUGAAGGGGAAAGACUUAACAGCUUUAGUGUCAGGUUGCUGAAGGUCGUUUGAGGUGAUUUGGGGAUUGAUGCUCACAUGAAAUUUGGAUCAAGCAACCUUAUUUCGGUGACUGGAAGUCCAGUGCAAAACUUUCUUUAAACAAAGACACAAGCGCACAGAAGAGGGGAAAACAGGAAAGGAACUAUGCUACUGCAUACAUUCCAUGACUUCUCAAUAUUUGUGCGUCAGUGUUGCCUUCCGCUGGGUUGGGCAAGGUUGGUGCUUACUGUAGUCUGUAGGUAGGACUCUUGAGUUCGGUUUUUUCCAUACAAAUUUAACUCGUACACAUUUAUUUGUAAUACAAUACUCCAACUUAUGGGCACAAACACUUGUUCCACUUUAACGAUUGCAAGAUUCUGGCUUCAUUCUUGGCUGAUUCUUUCUUAAUGAAGUGGAAUUGUUGUUUACCUUA